Molecule: messenger RNA, 2126 nt
Organism: Pantherophis guttatus
Lineage: Eukaryota; Metazoa; Chordata; Lepidosauria; Squamata; Colubridae
Product: putative N-acetyltransferase camello
Molecular function (GO): N-acetyltransferase activity
Source: RefSeq, a predicted model, not a curated record
GCCCGCGCGGGCCUUGCUUGCCCUCCAGUGGGAGUGGGUGGGGACUACAACUCCCAUCGUCCGCGGCUAAGCGCAGGGGACUCCGGUUUCCUCCAGAUGCGCAAAGAACGGCCGUGAUUUCCCUUCCACGGGGGUCUCCGGAUUCUCCUUGCUGCUCUUGACCCACCCCUGCCUGGCGCACCAUGGUGUCUUACCACAUCCGCGAGUACCGUCCCGGGGACUACGAGACGGUGCGUGACUUGUUCGCCACCGGGAUGAGCGAGUACGUGCCCACUCUGUGCAUUCACAUGCUGAAGCAGCCUUGGGUCAUUCUGAUCCUGGCUUGCACCUUCAGCCUCCUGCUGACCAGCUCCAAGUCGUUGCUCCUACCCAUCCUGGCUAUCACCUUGCUGCUGGCCGUCGGCCGGCAACUCCUGGGUUACAUCUGGUCGAUGUACAUCGACCACUGUCUCCAGAAGGACCUGCUGGACAUCCAGGCCACGUACCUCGGCGACAGCGGCUCGUGCUUUUGGGUGGCCGAAGCGGACGAAUGCGUGGUGGCCACCGUUGGGGCCAGACCUUCCGAAGAACAGCGCGACGAACUCAUGUUGAAGCGGAUGUCCGUUCGGAAGGAUUACCGGGGUUUUGGCAUCGCCAAAGCUCUCUGCAAGACUGUGAUCUCUUUCGCCCAGGAACACGGCUACUCUUCCGUGGUGUUGAACACGCUUAUGGUCCAGCAUGAAGCCCGGGCAAUGUACGAAGGGGUCGGCUUCCAUAAAUACCACCAUUAUGUCCUCCCCACGGUUUACGGCAGGCUGGCCAACUGUACAAUUUCCAAGUAUCGCUACGACAUUCCCAGCACCGAGUGAGGAAACCGCCGGAGGGUUUGCCUCCCAGCAAUUGGCUGCAUCCGCCCUCGCGUCCCCUUUCUUCUUUCCUGCACCUAGGACACCAGGUGGAACCAACCAAGGGCAGGGCUUAGAUUUGACACGCCCACAGGUUGUCGUAGGCUGGGUGACUUUGGGUCAAUAACCAGGAGACCGUGAGCUCUAGUUCUGUCCUAAGCACAAAAACCAACUAGGUGACUUUGGAUUAAUAACCAGAAGACAGUGAGUUCUAGGCCUGCUUUAGAUAUGAAUGCUGGCUGGGUGACUAGGCCAGUCACUCACUCUCAAUCUAGUCCACCUCGCAGGGUUGUUGUAGGCUGGGUGACUUUAGGUCAAUAACCAGGACAUCGUGAGUUCUAGGCCUGCUUUAGACAUUAAAGGUGACUGAGUCAGUCACUCACUCCCAGCCUAGUCCAUUCAAAGGGUUUUUGGGAGCUGGGUGACUUUGGGUCAAUAACCAGGGGACAGUGAGUUCUAGUUCUGUCCUAAGCACGAAAACCAACUACGUGACUUGGAGACAGUCUUGCUUUAGACAUGAAAGCUGGCUGGGUGACAGGGUCAGUCACUCACUCUCAAGCUAGUCCACUCAAAGGGUUUUUGUGAGCUGGAUGACUUUAGGUCAAUAACCAGUAGACUGUGACUUCUAGUCCUGCUUUAGACAUAAAAGCUGGGUUGGUCACUCAUUCUCAACCUAAAUCCACCUCACAGGGUUGUUGUGAGCUGGGUGACUUUGGAUCAAUAACCAGGGGACAGUGAAUUCUAGUUCUGUCCUAAGCACGAAAGCCAUCUGGGUGACUUUGAGCCAGUCGUCAGGAGGCUCCAAGUUCUAAUCCCGUUUUAGGCCCAAGAAACCAGCUGGGUGACUUUGGGCAACUCACCAGGCAACCGUGAGUUCUAGUCCUGCUUUAGGCACGAAAGCUGGCUGAAUGUCUAGGCCAAUCACUCACUCUCAACCUAAUUCACCUCACAGAACUGUGGGGAAAAUAGGAAGAGGAAGGACCAGCAGCUAUGUUCGCCACCUUGAAUUAUAUCUAAAAACAAUAAAGGCAGGGUUUUUUAAAAAAAACACUUAAAUUUGGUUUGGAAAAACACAGCCUUGUAACAUCGUAGUCCUUAUUGUGCCUAACGCUGAUUUCGGAAUGUCUCUCGCUGUCUGAGCGGUCACCCUGUUGUCUUUUGGGGGGGGGGUGUGUGUGCUGUGCACUGGCGUCGUGCAUUGUGGGAAAAUAAAUUUGAUUAUUCAGUAAAGUUGAAAUAUUU